GUGUACUCGACGGUACUUUUUGUUUACAAAAUGGCAGACUUUAGAACUUCUACUCUCGAUUAUUUCCCAGAGAACAUUUUAAUUGAUAUUUUAUCAUAUUUAGGUGUGCGAGAGCUCAUCAGAACUGGAAGGGUGUGUAAGAGAUGGAGACGCCUUGUAAAAGACCAACGACUAUGGCGAGCUGUUGAUCUAACUGCAUGGAAAGGGGUGACGUCGCGCAUGCUGUGGGUUCUACUGCGCCAGUAUCUGGGCACUGGGCUCCGAUGCCUGCGGCUGCGUGGCUUGCUGCUCUCUGCUAGAGGCGGGGCAUUUCUCUCAGAGUCCUGGCUUAAGGCUUUGUCCUCCAGGUGCCCCCGUCUGCGCAGUCUUUCCCUGCUGCACGCAGACCUGAGAGGCUUGCGUAGCUGCCAGCUCCUGCCCACAACGCUGCAGGUCCUAGAGUUGCGUGGCUGUGAGCUACCACAGGGCUUUUUCACCCAGACCCCACCCAGUCCUGAGAAUCAAGCUGGAGCUGCAUCAACUGCUGCUACUCAGCAACAGGGACGCGGUCAGACUGGAAAAGUGCCUGCCUCCACGUCAGGGAUUGCCAUUGAGAUGUUGGUCCUUGAUAACGUGCCCUCCUUCACAGACCUGCACCUGCAGAGUCUGGCAUCUUGGUUGAAGCUUAGCCGCCUAGAGCUGCGCAACGUCCUUCGGGUCACAGCGGAAGGCCUUAGGCGCAGUGCUGCCCAAGAAACCGACUCGGGCUUAAACGGGCUCUCCAGGCUCAAGUACCUGGAGAUAGGGCACUUUGGACGGCCUGGCGCCCAGCUACAGAUGGCCUCCCUGGGGCUGGGGGUGGGCUGGCUCGGCCUAGAGGAGCUAAGCCUUGGCGGUAAGGAGGUGGGACCAGGCCUGCUGUCUGCCAGCCGCCUGAGGGACCUGAAGCGCCUGCGCCUCAGAUGCUGCAAGCUGAGGGAGAUGCAGGUGCUACGGAGCUGCAGGACGCUGCGGGAGCUGCGUCGGUUGGAGUUCUGUGAGGUGUUCUUCCAGGUUUGCCCAAAGACACCAGAGAGGGGGGGGGAGAGGCAGGUUGAGGAGGGGAGGGAGGAUGGCGCAGACAGUGGUGAUGGAAGCAAUGAUAAACUGGAUGAGAAUGACCCUGUGCCAAGUCUGCGCCGUUCACUUGCUGCUCUGCUGCCACAAUGUACACUACUAUUCACCAACUGCACUGUUACAAUAACAUCAGACUAGAUUACAUACUAUGUUACACAUCUGGUUCCCUUAUUCUACUGUGGUGAAAAUACAAGCUGUCAAAGCUAUACUUAAAACCUGUUUGCAAACUCUCAUGAAUCACCUUUUUGUUGACAUAUGUAGAAAACAAAUGUACCCAUUAACAAACCCAAUCAAAAUCUAUUUUAAACUUUUAUACAGCUGUGCAAUUGAACAAAAAAGGCACAGUUAAUGGUUACACAAACACAUGCAAUGAACUGUCUCACAGGAAAUGUAAUGUUUCAAUUCCACCCCUAGACCAGGGCUAUUCAGCUCUUAAAGGCACUGCAUGGUCAAUCCAAUGUCUGCAGUGGCUGUAUAGCAUUUACUGCGAUUCGGCCUCUGCAUGCCUCCGGAGGCUGCCUUGAGAAGAGAUUCAAUUAAUAUAUUGCAACUCUGGGGGGUUUCAGUAGGCUAGAAGUAGCCCACUAGUUUUGCUAACUGGCCCCCUCAAGUCUAGGGUGGAAAAAACUCUGGUUGUGUGAUUCUCCAAAGAAUUAUGUUGCCUAUAUUAAGAUAUGAGAAAGUACAAAUUAGAACUGUUUUAACCUUUUUCCACCAAGAAACUAAUAAGAAUUUGUUCUUAACCGACUUGCCUGGUAAAAUAAAUUAAUUGCAAAGUAGAACAUACUUCAAUAGAUCAUGAAUAAACAAAUAUCCAGGAAAUAGGAUCAAGCUCUCUCAAUCUGUAAAACACACUCAACAUUUAUCCCAAACUUGGUCCUGGGCCCCCCCCCCCCCACCUAGGUGCACGUGUAGUUUUCUGUCCUGGCACUACACAGCUAAUUGAA
Molecule: messenger RNA, 2042 nt
Organism: Salvelinus namaycush (lake trout)
Lineage: Eukaryota; Metazoa; Chordata; Actinopteri; Salmoniformes; Salmonidae
Product: F-box/LRR-repeat protein 12-like
Exons: 3
Coding region: 31-1233 (400 amino acids)
Biological process (GO): SCF-dependent proteasomal ubiquitin-dependent protein catabolic process
Cellular component (GO): SCF ubiquitin ligase complex
Molecular function (GO): protein binding
Source: RefSeq, a predicted model, not a curated record